AUGGCCUCUCUUCACUACCUUCCCCCGGUCAAGCCAUCCGCCAUUGCGCUCGGCACCGUCUUCAACCACGCCGCAUCCCUCGCCAUCCUCGGCCCACUCUUCGGCGACACCUACCGCCGUGCGCAGUCCGCCAACUCUGCUGAGGAGUUCCUCAAGUCCAAGGAGGCUGCCUCCGCCGGUGCUGCCUGGGGUACUUCCCUUGUCGGAUCUGCCAUCCAGUCGUACGGUGUUGGUGCUCUGAUCAACGCUACCGGCACUCUCUCCUACAAGGGCGCCGCGUACCUUGGUGCUCUCAUCUUCUUCGCUUCCUCCGCCCCAUCGUUCGUCUCCCAGGUCAUCACCGAGAAGCGUCCUCUUGACACCAUCGCUGUCGGCGCUCUUUCACGCACCUUCGAGACCGUUGGCCUGUCCCUCUUCCUCACCUGGUGGGGAACCCGCACCAACCCACUCAACUAG
This is a messenger RNA of Ramularia collo-cygni, 456 nucleotides long. Its product is annotated as related to UPF0591 membrane protein C15E1.02c. NCBI's taxonomy places the organism in Eukaryota, Fungi, Ascomycota, Dothideomycetes, Mycosphaerellales, Mycosphaerellaceae. The record is from RefSeq and is a predicted model, not a curated record. The transcript is spliced from 2 exons. Bases 1 to 456 code for a protein of 151 amino acids.